Molecule: messenger RNA, 564 nt
Organism: Lolium perenne
Lineage: Eukaryota; Viridiplantae; Streptophyta; Magnoliopsida; Poales; Poaceae
Source: RefSeq, a predicted model, not a curated record
AUGGCGCCGCCGCCUAAGCCGCCGCCGCCGCCGCCGCCUGGUUACUUCGACCUGCAAGCCAAGGCCGCCGCCGCCGCCGAGGCCUCAGCCUCUUCUACCCCUCCCACGGCUACUCCUCUCUCCUACACAGACACCAUAGCCGAUGUCACCCCCUUCAUACCUAUUACUUUAGAUCUUGCCCAACACAACUACUACCAUUGGCGCCACCUCUUUGAGGUUCACCUCGGGCGCUGCAACCUCCGUCAUCACAUCGCCGCCGACGCCGCCCCUCGUCCUGACGACGCUCGCUGGAUCACAGAUGAUCUCGCCAUCAUCCAAUGGAUCUACACACGCGUGUCCACGGAGAUUUUCAAUCUCGUUUUCCGUGAGGCCGCCACCGCCGCCGCCCUCUGGGCGUCCCUGCGCCAGCUCUUCCAGGACAACGCUGACGCCCGGAUCAACAACCUCCACUCCGCGAUCCGCAACACCCCUCAGGGGGACUCCUCGCUCAGCGUCUACUGUCAGCGCAUCCAGACGAUGGCGGAUGAGCUCCGCGAACUAGGCGAUCCUAUGCCUGAUCGCUAG